Molecule: messenger RNA, 387 nt
Organism: Protopolystoma xenopodis
Lineage: Eukaryota; Metazoa; Platyhelminthes; Monogenea; Polystomatidea; Polystomatidae
Source: the annotation of a GenBank genome assembly
AUGGGGAGUGGCCAUCGGUUGGCAACGGAACAGAGCUCCUCGGGGAUGGUUCGGGGUGGUGGUGAGUGGCGAUGUGAACAGCAGCAAUUGCAGUCGUCCAAAGAAGCAGUCAGUUCCGCUUCGGUUGCCCCAUUUUCGCCUCCUUUCCCAACUGGCCUAGUUACGCAACACAACACGACUGCUUUGAGGCCCACCUUCUCGUCACAGCCGCCCAUCAACCCGCGAAUGACGACUGUGCGUCUUUGUGUCGACGCGAACGUGGCAAUUCAGCUCAGAGACCAUGACAACAGGUCUUCUUCGCUACAGUUCCGUAGAAACGGGCUCAGUCUCCGUCCGCCUUACGAACGGAGUCAGCCAAUCGGUCGGCAGCUUCGAGUUGUGCAAUUG